Messenger RNA from Bipolaris zeicola 26-R-13, 780 nucleotides. RefSeq lists its product as uncharacterized. The record is from RefSeq and is a predicted model, not a curated record. The transcript is spliced from 2 exons. NCBI's taxonomy places the organism in Eukaryota, Fungi, Ascomycota, Dothideomycetes, Pleosporales, Pleosporaceae. Gene Ontology annotation, molecular function: protein binding. The coding region runs from base 1 to 780 and encodes 259 amino acids.
AUGCCCGACACAGGCAACACGAGGAAGCGCCACCUCGAUGAGGCAAGCGACCUCAAGGCGCGUAAAAAGUUGCAUCUUCCUAUCGACGAGGGGCCAAUGCUCACUUCAGAACCUGUCAAAGUUAUUGUCGGGAUAUCCGAGACGACCUAUUUUGUAGAUGAGGCAUACCUUCGUGCAAGCUCUGACUUUUUCAAUAAAGUGCUUGACGGGGAUUGGAAAGAGAGCGCAACGAGGACUGUCACAUUAUCUAAAAACAUGCCAUGGGAUUUCAGUAUCUACGCCAAAUGGCUUUACAGUGCCUGCCUUUAUAUGACGGAGCCAGAUGAUAGAACUUACGACAAGAACCUGGACAUGACAAUUGACAAAGAAUACAAUAAGCUGAACGAAUGCUAUGAGCUAGCCGACUUUCUCCAAGCCAUCGACUUCAAAGACGCGUGUGUGGAUUGGAUAAUUGAUAAGAUGGUGGCUUAUAACGAGUAUGCUUUUUAUAUUGCCGGGAUAAUCUACGCGCACUCCCUUAAAUCGUCGCCCCAUCGUCAAUUCACCAUCGACUGCGCCCUGAACUUUUGGCAAAAGGGAUCCUUUGAGCUCAUUCUUGAUAAAGAGUUUCCGCAAGAUUUCCACAAAGACUUGAUACAUGCAUUAGGUUUGCCCAUACGGAAUGGUUUUAAAACAGUUCCUGUAAAGACAUACUUCAAAAACAUCGACAUGUGCAAAUAUCACGAACACACCAAGAACAACAAACCUUGCUAUAAAGUAAGGUACCCGCAUCUCUCUUGA